Messenger RNA from Wasmannia auropunctata (little fire ant), 10284 nucleotides. It is a transcript of the gene numb, whose product is annotated as protein numb. Lineage: Eukaryota; Metazoa; Arthropoda; Insecta; Hymenoptera; Formicidae. The record is from RefSeq and is a predicted model, not a curated record. The transcript has 13 exons. Bases 2196 to 4160 code for a protein of 654 amino acids.
UGUAUUGCGCGAUCGCACAUUUUUAUCCGCUUGAUUGCAUAAAUCUUGCCUCGAGUGGAAAUAUAAGUGAUGGAUGAUUUUUCCGAAAGUGGUUCACGGGAGUGUUGUCAAACUUCUGGGCGCUUCAACUGGAUGCGCGAGAGAUUAAACGUACUUUUGAGUUCCGGUGGGGUCGCCGGAAGUAGCUGAGCGUGACGGCGACGGUGCUAACGGAAAAACGUGGGAACUUGCGUCGCGUAGCCGCGCUUCGCCGCUGCUCCAUUAGUUAACGCACGCUAAUCGCGACCUCGAGGAUAUAAUCACAUUAUACUCUUUGCGACAAGUGUUCUUUUAUCGCGGGAAAAUUUUUAAAUUUCCAAACUGAUAUCGCGUGUGAAUUUCUCGUGUUGACGAUAAAUAGAGACAAUUGCGUCAAGUAAAACGUAUAAAAAAAAGAGGCAAUAAUGAAUGAAAGAGCUCAACUUGUUUAUGCUUCUCGGAUGUCAAAUGCAUUAAUUGCCUCGUCGGAAGCGUUGCGCUCAACGGCUAAUUAGAUGGGUGGGAAAAUAUUGCACCGACUAAAUUACGGAAAUUCACAGGAGAACUAGUUUGUAAAAUAUAUGGACCCAAAGUCUUUUUCGCCUGUGAUUAAUUGGUGCAUUAAAGCAGCGCGUGAAGUUAGUUUAAUUGAUUGUACGUAUAAUAUCCCCGAGUGAAGUGCUCCGAGAGAAAAGGUCCACCCAUAGAACGUACAGAAUACCAGAUUCGAAAGUUGAAACGGAGCUAGUUCUAGUCUCUAGUAUAUACCCCUGUCCGUCCGACAUUUACACAGUUGAAUAAUUUGUAACGAGAUUCGUGUGUGAAAUUUGCGCCAAAAGUAAUAUUCUUGGCGACGAGGCUGUAAUAUUUUGUGAGAAAACGACGAAAAGAAGGAAAAAUGAAAAGCGAGACCAGUUAGAGAGCAAGAAAAAUACGAUUGAAAUUUGCGAUGCGCUUUGCAGCGACGGACGUAUUGAGGACACGGGCAGUCAUCGUUUAAAAAUAACAGAAAGAGAUCGUAAGACAUCAUCACGUAAGUGUCGGCAGAGCCGACUGCAUUGUGCUGCAGCAGAAUACGUGCAGUUUCGCCACUGUUAUCCGCGAGGUGUUCGCGACGUCUACAACCAGCGGGCUGAGAGGAGAGAGAGUGAGGAGAGACUUGGAGAGUGGAAAGACUUGGGCCGCGAGACCAGAAACGGAGAGAGAGACUGAUCGGAAUCCCACUCUUCUAGGUGGAAUCUCUGACGUCAGCCUGGAGCAAGUCGUAUGACCAGUUCGGGACGCUUGCUGGUAAAAAGAGACGAGUGAAAAGAAGAAGAGGAGGAAGAGUAGGAGAAAGAGGAGAAGGCAACAGCCUCUCCUCUCUCACGUCUAUCUGGCUACGUUUUUACCGGCCGGCUCUCGGGAGCAUCUCGCGGCCGCCAUGUCCUCCACGCAUCGCGACAUCCAUCACCAGUAGUAGCGUUUGCCCCUACCUCUCUUUUUCUCUCUCUCUCUCUCUCCUUCUCUCUCUCUUUCUCCCUCCGUCUUUUAGCGGCAUCCAUUCAGUGGCCGGACUAAAAUUACCCUGCUGGUCGGUUACGAUCUACGCGUGAGCGAAGUGCUGAGCUCCAGCGCGGAGCGUUUCGGAGCAGGCUGCGGCCUGUGAGGUGUACCUGAUGCACGAACGAUUGAUGGAUACAAGUGUGUGAACGGAUGCUGCGUGAGACCAGGCCAAUCUCGAUUUCGCGACAGGAUAGCGCUUGACUCCGCUGGUACCUUCGUUGUUCUUGGUGGGAAGUGGUCUGUGGAAUGUCAUUCGAAAGGGUUCAUGAAUAAUCUAAAAAGAAUUCAGAGUCCACAUCGUAAUAAAGUGGAAGAAGUCAUUUGCUGACAAAUUGAAACACAACGAUACAGGUACACGUAGUGCUUCUGGCGGAUCUUUCAACAUUUCAAUGAGUGUUUGCGUAUGCUCGAAAAGAAACCUCGUCAAUUUUCUCUCUCUUAUCCUGUGACACAAGAAGAUAAGUGCGCGACGUAAGGGUCACACCUGUGUCGCUGAGUGUGGAUGUCAUUAGACAUCAGUGACAUUGCGUAUGGUGCGUGAAAGGAUACGUGGAACUGCCGACGAUUCAUUGUAUUUGGAUAUUUGACGCGAGAGGUACUGCUCAUCGUGAAAACAUCGCCAUCCGAGAGAAAUGGGAAACCACCCGUCCGCCCACCAGCCACUCGAGAGGGCUACCAGUCAUGCUGGAAAUGGUCUUCGCCUCUCGAAGCGCGAGAGGUCGCCGGGAAAAAGAAUGGAUAGGCUUCGACGAAGCUUCCGGGACAGUUUCCGGCGGCGGAAAGACCCUCAUGUGCCCGAGUCUAGCAAGCCACACCAGUGGCAAGCAGAUGAAAGUGCCGUGCGCUCAGCUACAUGCGCUUUUCACGUUAAGUACCUAGGAUGUGUGGAGGUCUUCGAAUCGAGGGGUAUGCAGGUUUGCGAGGAGGCCCUUAAAGUUCUCCGAAACUCAAGACGAAGACCGGUGCGAGCGAUACUACACGUGUCCGGCGACGGAUUGCGUGUCGUCGAGGACGAAACGAAGGGGUUAAUUGUCGAUCAGACAAUUGAAAAGGUGUCGUUCUGCGCGCCGGACAGGAAUCACGAGAAGGGAUUCAGUUACAUUUGCAGGGAUGGCACGACGAGGCGGUGGAUGUGCCACGGAUUUUUAGCAUUAAAAGAAUCGGGAGAGAGAUUGAGUCACGCAGUGGGCUGCGCCUUCGCCGCGUGCCUGGAGAGGAAGCAACGACGAGACAAAGAAUGCGGAGUUACAAUGACUUUCGAUACGAAGACUUCCAUCUUCACGAGAAGCGGCAGCUUUAGGCAUCCGAAUUUAGCGGAACGAUUGCAAGAAGCGCGCGAUCGUGCAGCAGAAAUUCCUCCGGUUAGGCAAGUGUAUAAUCCUUUCGCGAUCGAGAGGCCACACGCUACUUUAUCUAUGCUGGAGCGGCAAGGUUCCUUCCGGGGUUUUUCACAGUUAAGUCAAGCGUCCCCAUUUAAAAGGCAGCUCAGUCUACGAGUCAACGAUCUUCCUAGUACUCUCGAACGCACACGUAGUCACAGUCUCGAGCCAACGGAUUUGGCGCGGAUGCCUUCAGCUCAUUCGCACAUCGUACCCUCGAAGCCCCCAGAAUUCGAAGGAUAUGACGAAGUGAGCCCGAUACCAGAAAUAUUCCCCGGUGAUCACGACAGCGUCUCCGCGAUGUGUCAGCAGCUUUCUCAAGGGCUUUCUCUGCUCUCGAGCAGCGACGACUUCGGACCGAUGCCGUCGUCCCAGCCUGCCACGAGCUCCGUCGCCAAGCAGCUUUUCACCAGUAGCACCACCAGCUCUCCUCCAGUAACGAGUAGCAACUCGUUGGACGAGAUGAAAUUGCAGAACGGUCCCAAUAUCAGUAACAACGAUAACAACGACAAAAACGAGGAGCUCAGUAGUCUGAAUCAUGUUGGACCCAGUUGGCAAGAGUCCGCAUCCCCCGUUCUCGCGUCGAAUCACAGGCUUACGCCCCGCCUUAAGGGGAGCAACUUGAGUCCCGUUCUUCCAAGGACGAACGCGCCCACCCCGGUCGUUAUGAGCACGCCCGCACCUGUUUCCUCUAGCGUAGGUGCCUUCGGCACGCCGCCGUCGGCGGCGAGUCCUGCUUUCAGCACGGCUUCUACGUCCUCUUUAGGAAACACGUCUACGCCGGCCGUGAACAGAUCGCCGAUCCCAAUAAAUUCCGUGAUAACUCCAAAAACAAGUUCUCCUAGUACCAGCGUAGCAUCCGUUUCCCCGGCGGUUUCUGACGCUCAAGUCUCAUCAACAACUGGAAUCCCGACGGCUUUAGUGCAACCACUUUCCACGGCAGCUGGUUUGCCGAAACCAGAACAAUGGUUGGGUAGCAUAACCGGCUCUGUACCGUCGCCAGCGUCGCAGGUAACCGUCAGUCCUCGACGUGCGCCUCCUCUUCACACGAGAGCGCACUCGCUCGGAUCGGCUGCGAUGAGCCUGACUUCCAGAGGACCUUCUGAUCCCUUCGACGUCGAAUGGGCGGAGAUCGCUUCCAGAAAUAUGCAGCAGUCGUCCACGACGAAUCCCUUCAUCAUGCCGAACGCGACCCAGGCGUUCCAAGUGCAGUUGUAGCGUCAGGAGUUCAUCAACAACGUCGCCAAGUAUUUCCACUCAAGCACAUAGCGGCAACACGCCCGCCCGCGCUCCGACCAUGCACACGAUCGAAAGUACUACACGUGAGCCGCGUGUUCUCGACCCGAUCGCAAACACCGUCGAGUUUCCAGAUGGAUAGUAACGGUAUAUGAAGUGCCAUUAAAAAGUUUUCAAACUGAUAUUACGAGGCGGAUUGAAGCGAUGAAACAGGGAUGCUCCAUUAAAAUGUGGAUACCGCGGGUCUCGUGAAUUAAUAUGCCAGAGUGCUGCUAUUAUUGAGCGUUAUGCGGUUCAUCUUUUUGUCGACGAUCCAAAUGUCUAUCUACUAUUGUCACGACAGAUGCAAAAUUUGAAGUAACACGCAUGCAAAUUUUGUGUGAAGCUAAAGAUAUAUCUCUAAAAACCAAAUCGAAUGCUCCCACAAUCUUUAAAAAUAGAGCACUGGAAAAAAAUUUUAAUUUGUGAGUGAUACGGAACUGAAAAUCUUCAAGAAAUCAAGAUCAAGUAAUUAUUUUCUUGUUGUAAUUUUCACGCAACAAAUAGAUCGAUUCGGCGAUGAAUCCUUAAUUGUUUAUAAAAUAUAAAAUGUUCGGUAGACUUUGGAGAUGUUUUCACGUGUCUCGCUUCAAUUUUGUAUCUCUCAGUCGCAGACUGACACCUAAACGAACAAAACUUCGGCGAACAAAGCUACAAGCAAUACUAUACUUAUUGUUAGUCGAAUAUAAUAGUAGCAGAUGUUUCGGAAAAAGAAAAGUUUACUAUAGUAUAACUUCCACAAUCUGAACUAAUCUAUAAUUCAUACUCCAAUAUUUUAAUCGUAUGUUGAAAUGUCGAAAUGUUUUUAAUCAUGUAUAGAAAGGAAUGAUAUAUGAUUACAUUUCUUUAAUAAACCUCAGAAAAUCGAGGUCUAUGUAGGGUGAGAAAUCGAAUCCUCGCCAAUUACAAAUCACAACGUGCUCGCACGAGUCAUUCGUUACCCCAUAAUAUUAUACUUAAUAAUUACAGCAUUAUGUCACUUGGCAUAUUGACUCAUGAGAUCUGCGGUCUCCACCUGCUCACGUCUCUACCUUAUUUCUAUACUAUGAGGUACAGAAGGUAUCGCAAUAGAUUCUCGCCUCGCAAUAUCAGUUCAAUAACUUAUUGAUCGCACCUCGUAAGUUCACCGUGAGACCUAUCGAGAAGCUGGGCCGAAGGAGCGCGACGAUUCCUCUUGUCGAAUCGGCGCUCACUACAGCAACGACGGUAGCAGCGAAAUGAACCAGCACAAAAAUAUCAGCGUAAAAUAUACUUAAUAGAUAGAUAAGUAUAUACGCGCACAGCCUUAACGACCUCAGUAAGAAUUAAAAUUAAAAAAAAAACACGCAUAUAAGCAUAUAAGCAGACGCCCGCGGGGUGACGCGUGACACGGGGGAAGGGGGGGAUACGAAGUUUCACGCACCGAUAAUAACAGGCUACAUCUCGUCAGCCGAUUAAGUAGAAGCAAUAGAUGUCGCGAACGUACGCGUACAAGCGGAGUUCUCGACGCUACGAAUAAUAUCUUAUACUUAAAUGUCUAUCACGCGAUAUCGUAAUUGGAUAUCCCAAUUAUCUUGAGUAGAGUUAGGCUCGAACCGAGCGAUUAUCGUCGUUCUGCAUGAAAAACGAAAUUGUACGCACUCAAGAUUACGCUGCACCUUUACUGUUAUUUUUUUUCAAAAAAAAAAAAAAUAAGAAGAAAGGGAAAACUAUGUAUAGGAUGGUUGCCACUUCGUGAUCGUAUCGUGACCUGAAUCACGAAGUGCGGUGAACCGUACCUUCCGCAGGAAGGAGACUUGCAUUUCCGGCAAGCUCGCCCGGCUCGGACAAGCACUCGGAUAGACACGUUUCUAUCCGAACGUAGACGUGAGGGGGUUUAACAUCCGCGAGGAGACUGUGAUAUUGACGUGAAGUGGCCAGUACUUAAAUGAACAGGGUCGAAUGGAUUAUUGAAGUAUCGUGAGGAACUUGCUCAAGGUCAUUGCGCCGCGUGGUAGCACAGAAUGAGUGAACGUGAGUUCGGGCACCACAGACUAUCGUCCUGUAGCCGGUCAAAAAAAAAAAAAGAAAGAAAGAAAGAAACACCCCAAUUAAAUUACUUAAGAUUAGCUGUUAAAGACUAGCGGAGAUACAAUAUGUCUUACACUGUCGUUGUCUAUUAUACAUACGAUCGUGUUGCAUUUAUCAUGAGGACCGAGGAGCGGGAUGACGAAGCGCGUAGAAAUUUCUCGCACGAGGAAUAUAUAACGCUCGCGGAAAUAAUCUUUCUCUAGGACGGUGCUUCCGCUCUGUAAUAAUAGUUGCGAAAAUCGCUUGUCGAGCCGAUCCUCGAGUGUGAGUAUCAUAUCUACUGAUUUGAUCGCGCUCAGCUAUUGUACAGCGUAGCGACCGAAGGAGUUUCCUCAGUCCCGUGUAGUAAUUGAUAUAGUAUCCCGUGAGAUAUCAGUAUUGCGCCUCGCAGCUUUCUGUACGUCUUUCAAGUUAACCGCUGCACUUUCGGUUUUUCGAAACGGAUCGAGGGUAAACGGUCGAGGAAGGCCAAGGGGAGAUGUUACAAGAGAGAUAAUUGAGGCGUGUGUGUAUGCAUUGUACAUAGAUUAGUUAUUUAAAAAAAUGUAAUGCGACAGUAUAGGAGAGUAUGGAGAAAUUGCAGAGAGAGAGAAAGAGAGAGAGAAAGCGUGUGUGUCAUUCAUUAAGCCGGCGACUCAGCAAUGAGGCGAGAGAAAUUCUUCCUAGAGUUCAAUCGAAGCGAAUAAUUGAAUUAUAACUAUAUAUAAUAGUAUUUUAUAAUUUUAUAAACGAGAGACAUAUGGAAGAGAGAGAGAGAGAAAGGAGAUGAUGCUACGAUUCUGCGUCAUGUAAAAGAGAUCUGCAGCUCACCUUGUAAAUUAUAAACAUUAUAAAUUGUAAAUUAUAAGUUAUGUAAAUUAUAUGUUUGGUGAUGGUCCUUCUUGCAUUUAAGAGUAGUAGAUUGUGUCACGCCUGAGAACGUGUCAUGCCCAAUAAUUCUAACAAAUGAAUACGUAAAUACAUGUAAAUAUCGCCGCAAUACUACAAAUUUAUUUACGCAGCAUCGUUUUUCGUCGCGCGAUUUCGCCGAUGUCGUUAACUCGCAUCGAACGUAAUGCAUUUAGUCACGUUAAAUAUCGAAGCACAUACAUAUGUAUAUCAAUAUUUUUCCACGCGGAUGAAGUGUUAAAAGUUAUUGCUUCGAUUGUAACAGACUAAAUUGGAUAAUCGUCUGAAAGAAAUUGCCAUUAGCAAUUGUAAAGCGAGCGAUACGAUUUCUGCGAUGGAAAAAGAAAAUCGCCGUCGUCACAUUGCGAGUUGUUCGGCAAAAAUGGACUUGGUUUUUCGAGCCACCUUCCGUCCGUCCCGAAAAUCAAAAGAUAACAAGGAGGAACAAAUUAUACGAAGGAAGUUAAUAAACGAAUAAUUGCAAAGCAGCACACAAGGGAGCGAUCGCUUAGGUACUUAUGAAAAAUGUCGUUUAAUCAAUGUACUUAAAUAUUAACACACGUAGAUCGUUGUUAGCGAGAUCGUUGCUAAUCGACGCACGUUGUCGAUGUCUUCUUCUUUAUUCGUCUUUGUAUCUUUUUUCAUUUUUUAUUUUAUUUUAUUUUCUUCGGACUGACAUUUCUUCCGUUUUUCCUCCACUUAUUUCCCGAGGGAGUGCGUGAGGAGGAAAUGUGUACAUAACGCAGCAUAACGAAUCGUUAUAUCAUUAUCACGUUUACGUACUUAUUGUUUUCCUUUUACGUUUCUUAGUCGAUGUACGCUAAUUUACACGGUUCAUUUGACUAGGAUCGAGGAGGAGCGAUAGCGGCGUCUUGGCUGGUCUCCAACACCGACGACGUCUAUGUAAUUUAUUCGGACGCUGAAUUCUUUUUUGUAACUUUUUAAGCGACGCGAUCAACGGGUCUCGUUCUGUUAGACGUUCUCUUCUUCUUCUUCCCGUUCCCGGGGAAGCACGGAGAUCAGCCAAGACGUGUUCCGGUGUCUCGUUUGACUGAAACAGGCGAGUGCAUUUAGAAAAGCGGACAAUACAGUGGCAUACAAACACAUAUACAUAUACACGUACACGUACUUAGAAAGAGAGAUAGAUAGAUAGAUAGAGAGAGAAAGAGAGCAAGAGAGAGACGCCGGGACAGGGAUAUAGGCGAAUAGAUGCACCGCGUGCCAAAUUCAAAAGUGCAACCGCGUUGCCUGCCAGUUGGAUGGUACAUCGCGCACGCUUACGUGGUUGUGUUGUACAUAGUAUCGCCGGUCGAUUCCUGGAUCAACAUGCGAUCUUAAUGCGUGUAUAUUUCGUAAAGGUAUCCUUGUUCAUUUUACAUUGUAUCUGCCACUGUAAAAAUACGGUUUAUUAUAUAAUAUCUGUUGUGAUUAUGAACAUGCCUUUUGUUUCUUUUUUUUCAAAAUGCACACACUUUUCCACAACGAGAGAUGCCAAUCUCUUUCCACUUCCUCAAUAUUUAUAUUUGUACUAAUCACACAAGAGAUGAAGAUUGAUUGUUUUCUUUCUAAUUAUACGAAUGUUAAUAUUUCUUUAAUGUUACAUGUUGAAGAUAUUUUCAUUUCUUAAUACUGUUUCCUUGUAUAGAAAUUGAAAAGAUACAUUUUGAUUGUAAAAUACACUUUGUUAACUGAUCAUAUUACUGAUUAUUACUGAUAGCAUUUUAAUAAAUUAUAAUAAAGUAAAAUACAGAGAACCAAACCAACAGCCUAUAUUUUAAGCCUAUAUUUUUUAAUACAUAGUGAUAUAAGUCAUGUAUGACAGCAUUUUCUAUGUUUAAAGAGUCCUUUUUUAUGCUAAUACACGAUAUAAAUUAUUCAGAUAUUAAUUUAUCACAUAUAUAAUAACAAUAUGCAAUCUCGCCAAAUUCACGAUAAUGCAAAACCGCAAGCAGCAACAUAAAUGGACAUUUUGACAUUUGAUAUUUGUUCGAUCAAAAUUAACAUUUAUUUUUCAAAAAUAAUUGGAAUGUAAAAGCAAAACGUUAUAUACAAUUCAACUAACAUGGGGACUCUUGAGGACGCCUUCGCAAAAUUUCCACCUAGUGUUCCGUCGCGAUGUUCUCCAAGAUCACCGCGUAUUGAUUAUGCGUGUCCGAAAUAUUUAUUUGACGUAUCACCGCGUCCCUAUGGAUCUGCCGUUCAAUACCAGCUUACAUAUACUUGUGACAGAAUCUCUUAUUCGCCCUGUUACUUUCCUGCCAUUCCGCGUUGUCGUUCUUCUGAAAAAUCUCCGAAGAAAGUAACGUGUUGUUGUCUCAAGUGGUUCGACUGUACUGGCAAACCUGUUUUUAAAUGUCAAAAUAAUUAUACGUAGUCAUCAAUUAAUAAUUAUAUCAGAGAUACACAGAGUAUAUUACACAGAGAAAAGAAAUGUAUCGAUUUUUACAAACAAAAGAUUGUUAAUCGAUUAAACAGAAAUGUUGGAUACUUCGAAAUUUUUAUGAAAUGUAACGUCUAAAUUUUUCAAGUAAAAAAUAAGAAUGUCUUCCGCUAGUCACAAAGAAAAGAAACGACUAAGUACAUUGCCCCCACCGUGUUAUCACCGCAGACCGUUACCAUUUUGUUGUCCAAGCGAUGGCUGUUUGCCUCCUGAACCACGACUUCCUAGACGUUGUCGUUCUCCACUUUCGUAUCCACCAUUGAUAUGUAGACCAAAACCAGAGUCCCCGCCACGAUCACCUACUAUAUGCAUCGCUGGACCUUGCGCACAGCCAUCAGUCCCAAAAUCAUAUCGUCGCCCGUCAACACCAAAAAUAUUGCCACCAUCCUCCUGCGUUCGAUUUUGCAUUCGAUGCACAAACAAAGGAUUAAGUUAUUACCCUUGCUACUGGUCUAAUUUAUUGAAAUGCCCUAACAACAUCUGUUAGGAUUCUAUUUACAUAUAACACAGCACAUUUAUGAUUGUAACACAGAAAGUCUUAAGUUUAAUCAUCUAUGAAGAUAAAGCGCAAUCAGCAAUCUGCAAAAAAAUAGAUUUAUAUUUUGGGUUUUCCGAUUAUUAUAAACUGAGAUUAUAUUAUAGUGACAAAACUAUUAAAUGUUCAUAAAAAUAAAGAAAUAUAUUACUUAC